AUGAACUUUUUAGUGGUUCUAAUUUGUAUCUUUAACGUCUACUGCAGGGUAUUCACAACACUGUCAGAUACAGGUGAACGAAUGUACCUCUCAGAGAUGCUGCCUGGGGGUUUGAAUCCUGAUGACAUUUUUGCGGAGGAGUACGCUCACCUUUCCCACCGUCCAGCUGAACUAGACAUCACCCACCUACUUCCCUCCUGGAGUCUUCGUCUCCGCUCAUUUCCCCCGGCUACUGAUUACUCAACUACACUUCCCACAGCACCAGCUACCAUUUUUAGAAAUGAACGCUCUGUUCAUCCGUUUCUGAUUGGACUACAUGAAGGUCGAGUGAGGAUCGAGUUGGUCGGUGCUCCCAAGGAUUUGCAGCCGUUGGCAUUCAGAGAUGUUUCAAUCCUGGGUUCGGGAAAGAAUGACUUUGUUCGAUUAAAAGCUGAAUGUGUUAGUUGGAUGAUAACUUUAUCUGGACAACUGGAACCUCACCCCUCAGUUGAUGCCUUGCUUCGUUCUUCGACCGACCUCUACGGAGCUGUGGAAGGUGAUGAGGCAGCUCGUCAGCCCUUGCUGCCCAAUGAAAAGAAGAUGGUCGCCGACUUCGUUGCACACCCUCAUCCCCGAGUACUUGAACUUGUCGUACGUGGACGUGACCCCACUGACGUCCACGUAGUCACUGCAACACUGAAUUCUGAUGCCCUCCAAAACGUCUCAUCGGCCUCUCAAAGCGUCUCCUGCCCUCUUGGGAAAAUUGCUUUAUCACUUGUUCUUGAGGAUGGCUCGGAGAUUGGCCUUCACCAACUUCCCAAGGGACAGGUGCGUGUGAGUGCUCUUCUUCGAAGUAGCAAAAAGAUAGCUGUCUGGGAUCCUGCAGUCGCUCUCCACAUCGCUCCCGUCACAGAGGAAGGUAAAGCCCUGGUUGCAGCAGGAAAGUUAGGUCAUGGUCCCAUGAUCGACAUGAAGAGUAUCGCUCUCUGGACUGGACAACCACAGUGUGCUCCCAAGGCGUCUGUUUUCCUUACAAACGGUCGUCCUUUGGUUUCUAUCUCCGCGGGUCAGCAACAAGACCCAGGGCCUCCUGGUCAAAAAUAUGACUGGGAACAGGAAGCCAUUGAAAAGUUUCGAAGAGAUACUGGACCAAUGGUGGGAGGUUCUUUCGACUACAGCCGGAGUCAUUUUCUAGUGCCCCGAGACUCUCUUUCCCCGGGUUCUCCAACCUCCACUCCCUCAUCGUCUUCGAGUUUUCUUUCCUCUCCGAUGAAAUACGCCUUGUUCGGUGUCAUUAUAUUCAGCGUAGUCUUCCUAACUGCCGGCUGUCUUGCUCUAAUCAUCAUUCGCCACCGGAAGGUGGUUCGACGGAGAAAAGCACGCAUUGAAGACGACCCAAACAAUCCUCUUAACACUGGAGGUGGGAAAAAUACCGACCCAGCCAGCGGGGUCUACCCGGUGUCUCCUCAAAUGUCUUCCACAACGGCCGCCGCUAUGAUGAACCCUGGGUUAAGUUGCAGCAGCGUAUUUUCCGGUGGAAGUGGAGGUGCAGGCGCACCAGCUCAAACUGCAGACGUGAUCAACCAGUGGACUGGGAGACAGCAACAGUCCAUGGCCUUGCCACAGCAAUGCAGCGCCUGCAGCAACUCUGUCGGAACAAGAAGCCCACAAUCCGAUCCCGCUCAUGCAAAUUUGAGGACGGGUGGACUGGUCGAUAUGCGAUAUCAGGUCACCACCCCGUCGUUAAGACUCAAUACUGCCUUUGGCGGUUUUAUGCAUCCUUCAAGUCCCAACUUCAACUCUAAAUGGCAAACGCCUGAAAGUUUAGGUAGUGCUCCAAGUAGUCGAAACACCGGUUCUCCAAGUACAAAUGACGAAGGAUUCGCUUCAGGACCCCUAGAUCUGCCUCCUUUGGGUCACCUCUACUACAACACCUCUACGAGAGCGGAUAAUGGGGGCUGGGGCGGUGCAGGGGGGAGCACGCAGCAACCCCCGUGUUCCUGUCAAACCGGGUCGCCCCACACCAGUCACCACUCCUCUGACCUCGGGAGGGGUAGCGCUUGUGGAAAUGCCUAUUACCUUCCCGGUGGUCUGAUGGGGAGCAGCAUGGCCGCUGAAAGUGGGCGGUUGUUCACCGGAUCGUCACUUACUUCUGCAGCUGCUCCGGACGCGAUCCCACCUCGGUUAACACUAGCUCAUGACCCGGAGAGCAUAGGGACUGGAAAGUACAAUUCGAAGCAUACACAGUUCCCACCGACUCUUCUGUUGCCUGCAGAGUUGCUUAAGAUGAAGACCUCACAGACCACAGGCACUGGUUUUAUUGGUGACACAAUGGACGAGAAGCUGAUGAUGGAUUCUGGUCGCGAGUCCCAGGAUAAAGCGAGCUCCAGUGGGGCCAGUUCGGGGAUGAACAAGGACCUCUCCUCAAUGUCAGGCAUCGAAAUCGCCCAAGUGGACGUUUGA
Mesocestoides corti is the source of this 2442-nucleotide messenger RNA. The record is from the annotation of a GenBank genome assembly. NCBI's taxonomy places the organism in Eukaryota, Metazoa, Platyhelminthes, Cestoda, Cyclophyllidea, Mesocestoididae.